Messenger RNA from Talaromyces amestolkiae, 1986 nucleotides. RefSeq lists its product as uncharacterized. The transcript has 6 exons. Gene Ontology annotation, molecular function: glycosyltransferase activity. Lineage: Eukaryota; Fungi; Ascomycota; Eurotiomycetes; Eurotiales; Trichocomaceae. The record is from RefSeq and is a predicted model, not a curated record. Bases 1 to 1986 code for a protein of 661 amino acids.
AUGCAUCAGUUCCAGCGCCGCGGCUCGGUCUUUCAGAAGGAUCUCAACCAGAAUGUUGCCGACAGAUGCGCCUGGCAGGGCGCUCCGUUCGACAACCUCUAUGCGGGAAUUUCACUGCAAUUCGACGACUCGGCAGCAGCUGUCCUUGCAAUCGCCAUCCGCGAUACAACCUAUCUCGUCGACUUUUACGAGCAUCACUUUGAUUCUAGGCCAGAGGCGAAGCUUGCCAGAACAGAUAUUGGCGACUUUAUCAUUGAUCGGCUCCGGGAGUAUAGUGAAGAACAUCUCGAACGGUUCACCGGGCUGGGCAUGCCGCAAGAUAUUGCCGAUCGAUGUCCACAUUUAUGCUCGCGCUUGUGGCGUGAGUUGGAUAUAGUCCCUAUAGCCUUUACCGAAGGGGUCCCGUUGUUUGCCACGUCACCUAAAGACCAGACAAAAUGGAAUGCACGAUACGUUGGCUACCAAGGCCGUGUCGAAGUGGACUGCGCAUCUCGUAUUCGCAUUUCUACAUUGGAUGACUACAAGCCAACCGUCGGGCCCACUACCUGGGAAGCUGUCAAUCAUUAUGCUUCAGAACUCAAAAAGCGGAAUAUCAAGAUUGCAUUCUUUAGCGCAACACCUCAGGGUGGUGGUGUUGCUCUGAUGCGCCACGCGCUUGUGCGGUAUGCUCGGGAAUUGGGGGUCGAUCUUCAGUGGUAUGUUCCCAAACCACGUCCGGGCGUGUUCCGCAUCACAAAGACAAACCACAACAUUCUGCAAGGCGUGUCAGCUCCAGAAGAGCGGUUCACCGAAGACCAUCAAGAAACUAUCGAAGAUUGGCUGCACGACAAUGCUCGCAGAUACUGGUUGUCUUCAUGUGGACCCCUGCAGGACCCAUCAGAAGGAGGAGCCGAUAUAGUGAUUAUCGACGAUCCACAGAUGCCUUCCCUCAUCCCCAUUGCCAAAAAUGCCGCCCCAGACAGACCGGUCAUUUUCCGCAGUCAUAUCCAGAUUCGCAGUGAUCUCGUGGGUACUCCUGGUACCCCACAGCAUGAGGCUUGGACGUGGAUGUGGGAUCGUAUCAAGCAUGCAGAUCUCUUCAUUAGUCAUCCGGUGGAAGCUUUUGUUCCUGCUACAGUCCCCAAGGAGAAGGUCGGAUAUAUGCCCGCCACUACAGAUUGGCUCGAUGGUUUGAACAAAACCAUGCGUGAUUGGGAUGUCGCUUCGUAUGGGCGCAUCUUCAAUACGUUGUGCUAUCAUAACCGAGCGCCUCUCAUCAACUACCCAGACGAUGAAUACAUCAUCCAAGUCGCCCGCUUCGACCCAUCGAAGGGAAUACCUGACGUCCUCGAAUCAUACGCCAGAUUCCACGAACUCCUCAAAGAACACGGUGUAGAAAACAAACCUCCCAAGCUCUUGAUCUGUGGUCACGGCUCCGUCGACGAUCCUGACGGAAACUUGAUAUACGACGCUACUUUGCAGCAUAUCGAAAACCGGCUUCCGCACCUGAAGGACUUGAUCUGUGUAAUGCGCCUAGGACCAUCGGACCAGAUCCUCAACGCGCUCUUAUCCAAGGCUAAGAUCGCCUUGCAACUCUCUACUCGUGAAGGCUUUGAGGUGAAGGUGUCCGAGGCAAUCCACAAGGGCAAACCCAUCAUCGCAAGUCGAGCAGGCGGGAUCCCACUACAAGUCCAACACGAGAAAAACGGCUUCCUCGUCGAGGUCGGCGAUCCAGAAGCUGUCGCAAAAUACCUCUUUGAUCUUUGGACAGACCAAGACCUGUACGAUCGAAUGAGCAAGACAGCCCUGGAAACGGUGAGCGAUGAAGUCACCACAGUGGGAAAUGCAUUGUGCUGGUUGUAUCUUGCCUCGCACCUUACGGCGGGCAAGUCGGUGAAGCCUAACGAGAGGUGGAUCAAUGAUAUGGCAAGGGAAGAAGCGGGAAUACCAUAUAAGAAGGGGGAGAAUAAGUUGAAGAGGGCUGUUAUAGUCGAGAAUAUGGGCUAA